Messenger RNA from Nilaparvata lugens (brown planthopper), 2882 nucleotides. RefSeq names its product lachesin. Bases 154 to 1524 code for a protein of 456 amino acids. The transcript has 12 exons. Gene Ontology annotation, cellular component: neuron projection. The record is from RefSeq and is a predicted model, not a curated record. Lineage: Eukaryota; Metazoa; Arthropoda; Insecta; Hemiptera; Delphacidae.
GGAUCAGUCUGACGCGAGCGUCCACCGCGAACGCACGCGACGUUUCCGCGACUUUCGCCGGCGUGAAUUCGCUCUCGCACGCGGAAAGUUCGGGAAAACGGUUCAGGUGGCAGUCAAUGGGAUUCCUUUGAUCAAGCUUCCCACAAAGUGUUGAUGUGGCCGCACCGGUCACCAGGCAGGUCCUGGAGGACCUCUUUCGUUCUUAUCUUCAUCGUGCAGCUCAUUUUCAUCCCUCUCUUGGCAACUGGUAGAAGAGCAAGGAACGUGGAAACCGUGAAGAGUGUCGAAGAGUUCAAUAAUGAGGCUCUAAUGCCGCGUUUUGCAGAACCUAUUCAAAAUGUGACAGUGACAAUAGGGCGAGACGCCUUGCUCGCUUGUGUCGUUGAUAAUCUCAGGAACUACAAGGCGCUGCGUGUGUUGUGGCAGGUGGCGUGGGUGCGCGUGGACACGCAGACCAUCCUCUCCAUUCAUCACAACGUCAUCACGCAGAACCCGCGCAUCUCGCUCUCCUACAACGACCACCGCUCCUGGUAUCUGCACAUCAAGAACGUGCAGGAGGCCGACCGCGGCUGGUACAUGUGCCAGGUCAACACCGACCCUAUGCGCAGUCGCAAAGGCUAUCUCCAGGUUGUCGUACCACCGAGUAUAGUGGACAAGGAGACGAGCACGGACCUGGUUGUGAGAGAGACAGUGAACGUGACACUAACGUGCAAAGCAGUUGGCUACCCGGAGCCGUACGUCAUGUGGCGGCGUGAGGACGGAGACGACAUAUUCUACAAUGGAGAGAAUGUUCCAGUAAAUGUUGUGGAUGGAGAGGUUCUUCACAUCACCAAGGUGAGUCGCCUGCACAUGGGAGCCUACCUCUGCAUUGCCUCCAAUGGGGUUCCACCUUCCAUCAGCAAACGUGUCGAGUUGAGGGUGCAAUUUCCACCUAUGCUGUCAAUACCUAAUCAGCUAGAAGGCGCCUACAUAGGACAAGAUGUCUCUUUGGAAUGUCACACAGAGGCUUAUCCUACUUCAAUCAACUACUGGACGACGGAGAGUGGGGAUAUGAUUGUUUCUGAUGUGGAUGUUUCAGGAGACAAGUACGAGGCGGUGUCAGUGGACAACGGUUACAACAAGUACAUGAUGUUGAAGAUCAGGAGUGUGAGCAGCACUGAUUUUGGCUCCUAUCAGUGUGUGGCCAAGAACUCGCUUGGAGAGACAGAUGGACUCAUCAAGUUGGAUGAAAUACCAGCACCUUCGACCACCACAACGUCCACUGUCAUAACAACAACCACAAAUGUCAAGAAGAAAGGACGUCUGAACAACAAACAGUGGCGAGAUCGACCAUCUGACAACCUCGUGCCUCAGGGCGAUCAUGGCACCAGUGAGUGGAGAGAAACAGCAGGUGACGAUGACGAUGGUUACACUCUUCCCUCGUUAGGUCCCCCACGUGAUGGGGGGGACUCCCUCAUGAGGAAAUCUUCAAUUUUCGAUGUCAUGCUUGUUAUCUGCCUUGCGAUCACUCUACAACCAAGGUGAUGGUUCAACUACUAUGUGGAGUAACACCUCUGCUCACUAUGAAAACUUGGAUAGACUCAGAGAUUCCUAGUUUACUUCUAUUUGUUGGCGAAACGAUAGUGAGUUUCACAUAAUACUGUCAGCAUUGGUGGAUUGGGGAGCGUUGAUACGUGAUAAGGAAUGCUGCCAGUUCGAAGUGUAUCUCACCGAAGAAGUUUUGCUUGCAAGAUGUAGGGCAUGACCAUUGAAUGAUUGGACGUCCUCGACUUGUCCGAUUUCCAUCAGAUUCGUCGAGAUUUGUGACCGAUUUGUGAGUCAUCUCAGGUACCAGUGAGAAAAUGGAGUUUACAAUGGCGUCUCGAAAGAAUUUCCUGUACGACUAAAACAAAUAAUUUAAUCCUCAUGAACGCUUGAUGAUAAUAGCAUAAUAAAUAUUGUUGACUAUGAUGCUACUACAUAUCUAAAUUAUUAAUAACCUACUGUGUGAACUUCUGGAAUGAAUGAAUAGAAAAUGACUAGAAGUCAGAUCCAAUAAAAUUCUAUUAAUAAAUUUCUAAUUCAAAAUUUUGAGGUUUUUUCAGAUAUCUGAUUACCAUUUUUUCAUUCAAUUAUUUGAAUCUAUCGAAUUGAGUUGCUACUUUUGUAAUGUUGAUAAAGAGCAAUUUAUUAAGAGUUCACUCUCAUCUUUACACCUAUGUUUUUCCUUUGUGAUAAUGUGGAACAUGUUCAUUCCUGUUUUGAUCAUUUGUAUUGUUUGCUAUGAAAUGUUUGAGACUCUAGCAUGAGUGAAUCCAGUCCUUUAAUAUAUCCUUGAAUGUAUGUGAGAGAGUUUGAAGGAAAAAUUUCUAAUUAAGUAUAAUCCAAUUUAAUGUUUUUGUAUUCAGGGCAAUUCAGAAUGAGAAGAACUAUAGUAAGUUAAAUUGAUGAAUACUGUUGUCAUGAAUGUUGUUGAUGAACGAUAUGAUUUGGAAAUGAAUGAGUGAUUUUUAAAUAUGUGAGUUGAAUAGAGUACCGGUAUACUUAUUAUGUGCUGGCUGGUUGAGCUCUGUGAAUAUCAAUCAUAAUUCGAAUGGAAUAAUGUGAUCGUAUGUGUAUAUUUUUGAUUGUAUAUUCUAAUAGUUGAAAAAAAUAUGAGAAUUAUUUUUUAAGACUGAAAAUCCCUUGUUUUUUUAACGCCUUGUUAUUUUGUGGAUUCUGUAUUUGAAUUUUCUUGUGAAUAAUAGAAACUCUAAUGAAAUAAAAUCGUAGACUAUUUUUAUUUCAAUCAACCUCUCUAAUCCCCAAACUUUAAAACCACAUUUGAAGAAAAAGUAAAAUUCAAGAAUGUUAAGAGACAAUUAUUUUUAUUUAGGCUCUACUUAUUUAAAAAUUGGCUGAAA